Messenger RNA from Ramularia collo-cygni, 186 nucleotides. RefSeq lists its product as uncharacterized. NCBI's taxonomy places the organism in Eukaryota, Fungi, Ascomycota, Dothideomycetes, Mycosphaerellales, Mycosphaerellaceae. Gene Ontology annotation, cellular component: mitochondrial inner membrane. The transcript has 2 exons. Bases 1 to 186 code for a protein of 61 amino acids. The record is from RefSeq and is a predicted model, not a curated record.
AUGGCAGGACACGGUGCAGGAGGUCCACGAUACGGCGGAGCACACCCAAUCACAAUUCCACCAGUGCGCCCACUCUACAGAUUCGCGGCAGUUGGCCUCGGGGCUUCCAUGUGGUUCUUCCUUUUCUACCGUGCGCGUUACGACCUGCCUGUGCUGCUCGGCAUGAGACAUCCAUGGGAUCAUUGA